Molecule: messenger RNA, 2278 nt
Organism: Penaeus vannamei (Pacific white shrimp)
Lineage: Eukaryota; Metazoa; Arthropoda; Malacostraca; Decapoda; Penaeidae
Source: RefSeq, a predicted model, not a curated record
CUGUUUGUCUGUUUGUAUGUCUUGAAGCUACACAAUAUUUGAUAAAGGAUUUCGGGUAGAUCGAUUAUGUUUUUGCUCAUUUUCUUCAACUUAUUCCACUUCUGUCCUGCAGGAUCCCUCCCCGGGACGACGAGUCCGAAGAACCCCCUCGGCCAGGGGGCGCGGCGCCGCUCUCCCCAGGGGCGGCCGUCGAGUCGUCCGCAUUGUGGAUCCUCGUCCCUCGUCUCGCUCUUUGUCGCCGCCACGCCCCUCGCUCGCUGCCUCGUCGUCGCCCUCUCGAAGUCGCUCUGGUUCGCGCCCUUCAUCGCGACCUUCCUCCUCGGGACCCUCCUCCAGGAGCCCUUCCUCGUCCCGCUCAGACCUCCUCUCCGACGCGCGGCCCUCCUCACGCCCCUCCUCCUCACGCCCUUCAUCCCGGAGCCCAUCCUCAUCGCCCUCAAGAGGUCGCUCGCCCCGGAAAGCACCCGGACCGAAGGGCCAAGCGGAGGGCGUCAAGGACACCGAGGGAAGGAGGAUCCCCCGCUCCCCUCGCGACCGCUCGUCCCAGACAGGAGCCUUUCCACCACGAGCCGACGGAGAGGACGUCGUGAGUCUAGAGGAGAUCGAGGACGUAGUUCGGUGGGCCGAAGGCGUCCGCGAAGAGCUGCGCGGGGCGGAGGACGUCGGCGCGAUGCCCGAUCUUCUGCCGCCUUCCAGACUUUCUCUUAUCCUUCAGCAGCUGGCCGACGGCACCUUUGAUGAGGACAAAUACAUAAUUGGAAAGCGAGUCGACCACUAUAUGUCUCGCGCUACUACUAAUAAACAGGCCGCGAAGAAAGAAGGCACGGGCCUGGGGUCAGCCUCAUCCCCGACUUGGGCUCCGGAAACCCGACGUCCUCCUGGCUGCUCCACCCCAGGCUCUUCCUCGGCGCCUGCUCAGCCUCGUACUUCGCAGGGGCCCUCGAUCCCGGCGACACACCCUCCGCCUCUCUUCUCCCACCUCCCGAGAGACAUUGGCCCGAUGGCUCCUCUAGGAUCCCUGCAGGAUUUCAACUACUCCCUUCCCAACACUUACAGAAGUGAGGCAGUGAGAGCUCCCGCGAAGAAGAAAGGGAAAAAGGAAUCCCAGAAAGGUCAUAAAGUGACCGGUAAAGCUACAGACAGUGCUAGGCUGGGACAGAGAGACAAGGCAACGAGUAGUAGAGUUACCACAAAAGAUCAAGCAACAGACGGCGCCAAGGUCGUCACCAGAGACCAAGGCACGGAGGUCAGCAAGUCCUCCACACGAGACCAAGCCACAGAAAGUGCGGCACGAAGCACGAAAACAACAGGAGUGCUUACUGAUCCUGCUGUUUCUCAAGGCACCCAGGCAGGAGGAAAGCAGAGGAGGCUCCAAAUAGCCCCGCAAGGCUGGAUAAAUAUUCGGAAUGAAAAUGUUGCUGAGGUUCUUCCAGGAGUUUCCAUUAUCCCCGGAACACAUCAUGGCAGCAGGAAGCAAGCAACACACGCCCUUAUGGAGUAUGUCCAUCCGAACUCAGCCACGGAUGAGUCGGCCUCGGAGAUUGACGAGGCUACGCGCAGACGUUUCCAGAUGGGUGAAAGGAGCCCCGACAGAGAGCCCGAGAUGCUGCAGAACCCGAUAUCCGUGACACCCGAUGUAAGUCAUAUCUCUGAUGGAAACAGACAGAAUGCAGACGCUGGUGUCCAUGGGUCGGGAGAACCAGGGAUGAGUGAAGAGGAUGGCUUAAAAUUAGAACAUCUCACAGUCGACGAAUCCCGGAGUCGACGCCAAGAGGAUGGAGGAAGCAGGCCGAGCGAAUUUUCCCCUAGCUUUCAAACGGAGCCUUCCUUGCGUUCAGCUCGGGAGGAAGACAACGGCGGCGACGAAGAGGAAGGUACGCCCUUGGAGGAACGACUGAGCGAUGCGCAGAACGAAGCCGGAAACCAUGCAGCCGAACACCCACAAACAGAAUAUUUCUACGUACCUCGGGAUGACGCUGAGCAGGACGUGCCCGAAGCGAGAGUGACGGACGACUUGCCCGGGUACAUGCCCAGAGUGCAGUGGAGGGAGGUGACGAUUGACAGCAAGAUGUUCGAUGAUGAAGAGAGGAUGGAUCGAGGGAUGUUGCAGGAAGCAGAGGAACGCCUGCUAGAACACGAACGCCGUCAUCGCUUGCUUCAUAGCCUUCAAGAACGCCUAAGCAGACUGUUGCACACUGGAGCUCAACCACCAGAGGAAAAUUAUGUAACCUCAGUGGUGCCACAGGCGGAUGUUGCAGAAGAAUCACAGAACAAGUAA